UGAUCAGCCAUAACAGCAUAUUGGUACAGCAUAUGAGCGACAGCUGUCGAACUGCAUAGGAUUUCAAGAGGGAAACUCGAGUUGACAACUUUGUAAUAAUAUUAUGGUGAAAUUAUUGAUAAUUAUUUUAAAUCAUAACAAUUAUUACGCGUGAGUGAUAAAAAUGUCAAUAGAAAUCGUGCCGAAAGAUCUGCGUGGACUAAGAGCAUGUUUAGUGUGUUCUUUAAUUAAGACAUUUGACCAGUUUGAAUUCGAUGGUUGUGAAAACUGUGAUGAAUUUCUACGAAUGAAGAACAAUAAAGACAAUGUUUUUGAUUGUACAAGCUCUAAUUUUGACGGAAUGAUUGCUGUAAUGAGUCCAGAAGAUAGCUGGGUUUGCAAGUGGCAAAGAAUAAAUCGCUUUUGCAAAGGUGUCUACGCCAUAUCAGUGUCGGGACGAUUACCAGCUGGUGUCAUCAGAGAGCUGAAAAGUAGAGGGAUAGCCUAUAGGCCGCGCGACACGAGUCAACGAUAAUACGAAUUUAUACACGAACGUAUAAAUAAAUAUUAAUUAUAAAUAAUAGGAUUCAAUUAUUAAUUAUAAAUAAUGGAACUUUUUAUAUAGAUAGUUACAAACAAUGAAGUAAUUCAUUUUUACACAUUACUAUUGAGAAACUUAAAAAUCUGUAUUGCUUUUUUAAUAUACAUCUGUAUACGACUUUGAUAGAUUAGUUGAAAUUGCUAUCAAAACUUUUCCUCAAAAUAUUUCCGUAGAUCACGUAUUUCGUAUUUGCGAAAAGAUUUUAAUUCGAAAUAUAUGUUACUCUGUGUGUUAAAGUUCGAAAAUUUUGAAGAAACAUAACGAUCACGGUACUAAAUGAUUUACACAAUCAUUGUUCGUAGAGUUGUGGGUGAGAGCCUAUGCACGGAACUUUGAAUGCAUUAUAAUUUAAUUCCAAUUUAGUGGUCAAACGAUAUUUACAAAUUUAGUGAAAUAUAGUAUUCAAACGCUUCAAUCCCUUGUUGGACUCUCCUAAGUGAAAUUAAACGAAUAAAGUCAUAAUAAGUCAUACGCCAUUCCUACCUGUUGUUCACAUAAGCGGUCUUUCUCGCUCGAAUUGAUAGUCAUGGUUGUGAUCUUUAAAUAGUUACAAACACGAAUUAUAACUGAUAUUAUUAUACCCGGAUAGCCACCUUCUUGAUAGUCGCGUGAUUUUCUCGCUCAUCUGCUUUGUAUGGAUUAUUAUCAUUUUAUUUGUUUAAUUUUAUUAAGGAGAAUCCAACGAGGAACCAGAACGUUUGAAUAUUACAUUGCAUUAAUUUUAUAAAAAUUUUGUUGUUGAACUACUAGAUUGGAAUUAAAUAAUAUUUCGCUAAAAAUUCCGUGCAUAGGCUCGAAAAUGUUGUAUUAUAUACGGACUAAAAUUAAAUAUCACUCGCUGAACAUAUAUGUGUAUUUAAUUGAGAAUAAAAUAAAGAAUAUCUCAUUAUCUAAAAUUAAUUUCUUGCACAACGAAGCUAUAAAUUUUCGCAGUCGGAAACGGAUAUGCAAAAUGAAUGUAACUACGCGGAAAACGGUCGCAGCAUGACAAAGCGAUGUCCAGGGCAAUUACGAAUUACAGGCAUGCGACACGAGGACAGUUUGCAGACAAAAACUGUAGUCCUGUAAAAAUGAACGAAUUAAAAAGAAUCGCUAGGAAGUCAAGCGGAAACGUUAAAUUUGUAGUCUUCGAGAUUAAAGCGUUCCGGAAGGUCUAAAGAAAAAUCAAUUGAUUAAUUCGACACGUCGAAAUUUCAGCUGAAGUACUGAUCUUCCUUCUAACUUCCAGUCGUUUUAUUAAUCAUAAUCUCAAAAGUUCGCGCAGUCAAAAUAAUUAAUAGAUAAGAAUAGAAAAAAAAAACUUUUCAAAAUUUUAUAAACAAUAUUCUUAAACCUGGAAAAAAAUUUGGUUGAAUUUACCUGACAUUGGACAAACCAGAAGCGUUUGGAUGAAAAAAAUAAAAUUGCUGAUCCUUAUAACCUAAAUUCUUAUAACCAGAAAAAUUCUGUUUUCUCCAAUUAAAACAUGUUUGUUCAUCUCGUCGGGUAAAUUUAACCAAACUUUCUCUUCCGUGUACAAAAAUUACAUAUUCGAGUAUACAAAAUAAAUGAAUAGAAACAUGCUUUUUCGGGAAUUGAAAAAUGAAUUGAUAAAAGAUGAAAGAUCUUCUUUUCAUUCAGCUAUUUUUACAGGGCGACUCGCGUCAGAGAGUGAAAGAAAUAGGUACGGUAGGUGAGACGUUCGUGUGAUUUGGAAAGUACAGAGUACUCGCAGAGAUGUAUAGCAUGUAUAGUAUGUAUACAGUAUACAU
Messenger RNA from Dinoponera quadriceps, 2331 nucleotides. RefSeq names its product transcription elongation factor SPT4 (gene spt4). Gene Ontology annotation, cellular component: nucleus; DSIF complex. Lineage: Eukaryota; Metazoa; Arthropoda; Insecta; Hymenoptera; Formicidae. The transcript is spliced from 4 exons. Gene Ontology annotation, molecular function: RNA polymerase II complex binding; zinc ion binding. Gene Ontology annotation, biological process: positive regulation of DNA-templated transcription, elongation; chromatin organization; mRNA processing. The record is from RefSeq and is a predicted model, not a curated record. The coding region runs from base 164 to 514 and encodes 116 amino acids.